AUGAGCACGAAUCCUGCGAGUGGGAGCACCAGCACGGCGGAGACGAGUGCAGGCACUACUACUGCUACAGGAGCAGAUGCUCCCACGAAGCGGCGGCCCGGUCGUCCUCGCAUGAAGGACAGCCUGCCCGCGGAUCCCAACGACAAUUCGCGCCGGUCUCGAAUGCGGCUCGCCCAGCGGUCCUACCGUAGCCGCAAGGAAAAUGAGCUCGCGACGACAAAGGCCCGGGCCGACGCGCUGCAAAAGGCGCUCAACAGCUCGCUGGACGAGUUCAUCCGCUUCCACGAGCUGUCGUCGGGCAAGGAGAAGGACCUGCCGUCCGACUUUGUGCUGCAGCUCAACCGGACGGCCAUGAACAUCAUGGCCAUUGCCCGGAGCGCGCAGGCGGACGACUGGCCGGUGCUGGACCACGCGGACCGGCUGCUGGCGUCGUCGUCGUUGUCGUCGUCGUCUAUGGGCGGCGGCAGCGGUGGCUAUGCCCCCUCAUACCACGGUAAGGACAAGAACAACAACAACAACAACAACAAGAGCGUCAACGACGACGGCUCCUCCAUCUACAUCCUGGAGGACGGGAUCGGGACUACCUCUUCUUCUUCCUCCUCCGGCCCCUAUCCUGGACGCCGCCAGCCGCUGCGGCCCAAGCCCGUCACCAUCUCGCAGCGCCUGAUCCGGGCCUGCAUCGACCGCGCCGCCGACAUCUUGCACCUGACCUCGUCGCCCGUCAUGUGCCUGCUGCCGGCGAUGCUGCUGCCGCUGCAGUUUGACCGCCGCGACAACCUGCUCUCGCGGACGAUGCGCUACCUCAGCAUCGCUGAUAACAACAACGACAACGACAACAACAGCGGCAGCAGCAGCAACAGCGCCCUGACGCUGGACCACGAGCACAGCCCCCUGGCGGAGCGGCACCUCCCGCGGAUGCUGCGCAUGGUCGAGGGCCAGUCGCAGACGCUGGUGCCGCGAAGGCCGCCGCCGAACCUGCAGCGGCUGCAGCUCGGGCGCACCCGGACGGUGCUGUCGACGGCGCUGCCGGACCUACAGGGCGAGUGGCUGGAGGCGUCGGACGUCGAGGAGUAUCUCGAGCAGAGGGGCAUCUUCAUCCGGCAGGACGCGCCAGACGCUGACACGCUGCAUCUAGCCAUCCCCGUCCUCGACGUCGACGCCGAUGCUGGCGGCCUGUCCCUUCAGGCGACGGACCUCAACGACGUCAACCGCCAGAACCCCGUCCGCAUGGUCCGCAACCACCCGCAUUUGGUCGAUGAGGCAUCCUCCUCCUCCUCCUCCUCCUCCUCCGUCAUCAUGCCUGGUCCUCUUUCUGGUCCUUCUCCUGCUCCUCAUCUUCUUCACCAUCACUACCACCAUCAGCAACAACAACAACAACAGCAGCAGCAGCAGCAGCAGCAGCCGUCCUUCGACAACUUCGCCGCAAUCAACCCAGACUACACCAUCUUUGGGCAGCAGCGCGACGUCCAGGUGGUUCCUUCGGGACUGCGCAUGUUUACGCCCACGGCUUGGAGUAUCGACGAUUCCGCCAAUAUCAUACCCAUAGACAUGGCUAUGCGCAACAACCAAGCCAACAACGGCAGCAACAACAGCAACAACAACAACAAUAACCCAGACCACAUCAACAUCAUGGUCAACCUGGACAACCUCAUUGUCAAGCUGGCGUCAAAGGCCGUAUGCUUGGGGCCGUGUCCGGGGAUCCGGAGGGGGCAUGUGGACGAGGCGAUUCGCGACUCGGUGGUGCAGAUGCCGCCAAUGUAA
Messenger RNA from Trichoderma reesei QM6a, 1761 nucleotides. RefSeq lists its product as uncharacterized. The coding region runs from base 1 to 1761 and encodes 586 amino acids. The transcript has 2 exons. Lineage: Eukaryota; Fungi; Ascomycota; Sordariomycetes; Hypocreales; Hypocreaceae. The record is from RefSeq and is a predicted model, not a curated record.